UAUGCGGCACCCGCCGCCUACGCCGCUCCCGCUGCCUACGCCGCAGCCCCCGCAGUCGCUGCCCCACUAGUGGCGAAGGCAGCCUUCGCCGCCCCUGCCGCCUACGCUGCAGCGCCUGCAGUGGCGGCCCCCUUGGUUGCCAAGGCAGCCUUCGCCGCCCCCGCCUACGCUGCAGCCCCCGCAGUAGCCGCUCCACUGGUGGCUAAGGCCGCCUUCACCGCCCCCGCAGCCUACGCCGCCCCCGCUGCCUACGCGGCUGCUCCCGCGUUCGCACACUAUGCCUACUACGGCUAGAUGUGGUUAUCCACUGCGGUUAAACCCAACAGUCUUGUCAAGCUCUGCAACGUCUCCCCAAGAACCACCUCGUUCCACCAUUUAACUUCACAAAAUCCUGUAUCCCGUCCUCAUGUUUUCCUACCUCGUUCCAUCGGUUAAUUCCGCAAAACAGUGUAUCAUCUCCUCUUCUAUUCCUCAGCCCGAGGAAUGUGUACUCGGAGAGAUUGCCAAAAGACAUCCCACUCCUGCAGAUUCUUAAAAGGCUCAGAGCUGAAGAAAUAGUGUCACGCUUCCAGACGCUACGCUUCAACGAUAGCACACAGUCCCACCUUAGCUUGCCUGCAUACUAGUCUUCAAACCCUUCCUGCCACUACUACAUUUUAGUUCUAGCGUUAGGGCUACACCACAGUUCCUGACGACUACUGUUUAUCCUUGCACAACGCGGUUACACAAAGAAAUUAUACCUCUUGCACUGCGUUUUUCGCACGCAGGUAUCAACAGGAAACCUAAGUACGCUCUUACAGCGAAGUUAAUGCUAAGUACAUACGGCUCUUAGUUUUUUUAAGUUCAAACGCCGUUUUCUUGUUCCAAUAAGAAAAACGCGUCGGAAUUCAUAAAACUAAUACGUGAAUGCUUACCGCGGCAAACGAAUGCAUAACAAAUCUGACAUACGCCAAUAUUGGCUUCAGGUGAAUCACACAUUUCUCAUGGCUUCACAGAGGUGGAAAUCCAUACGUAUUCCAUUCCACACGUUAUAGGAUUCUCUCCCUGUUGCUGUUUCUCCGUAUGCGGUCUGCUGAAUACUUAGUUGUAAAACAAAACGGUUUGUGGAGAAUGCUUUCUCUUCGCUGUGAGGUGAAAUGUAUUGAUUAAUAAAUUCCACGUAUCAUCAAAACAGCUCGGGAUUGAUGGAUAGUCUAUUUCACGAUUCGAUCUGCACAUGUUCUAGAACCCCACGUUAACUUUACCAAAACUGGCUGCAAUGCAGCGGGUGAACAGACCCGGGCGAAAUUGGUAGAAUUGUGUUUGCAUACUACGAACUUCUGCCUACCAUCUGACUACCUUGCGCUCUAAUUUUUCACGGACACAAGCUGCAAGCAGCAUAGAAAACCAUUCUCUUAUCGGGACUCAGAUCACCCUACUCCAAUGAAAACGAGACAUUCCUGCUCGCAUAUGUCUCAGGAGACAUACUUACACUUUUUCGAGCCUGGAAGUAGGUUUUGGAAUGUGCAAACUGCCUUUCCUGCAAACUGUAAAAUACGCGGUAGGCAUACUGGUGUGGAUCGAGGAUACAAAAAUAAAAUGUUAGUCUUCUGACAUACAAAUACUCCACACCCAGCAUUCAGCUCACAGCUCUAAUCUUCCGCACUGUUUUUCGCUCCCUAUUCCAGUUACUCAUUUCGAAGCUCUCUCUCUCUCAAAGAGUGACACACAUGUCGGACACGCAUUCUGCGUUGGCUCUCCUUCCGAAGAAAAACAGCCGAGACGUGCCUGGAAAAACUCCAGCUAACGGAGGCAAAAGAAAUUCCGACGCGAAACCCACUUCACCGCUUCGGAUCACGUGGGAAGGUUUCUCACAGUUCGCGUGACUUCUGUUCCAAAGGAGAAAUGUCCGAUUUCCACUCUCGCAACAGCGUUCGUCCAAGCAGCUAAAUAUACAGCUAGCUGCGUCCUUUCCACUUCCUGUGGAAACAAGUCGAUAGCUUCGACUACGGCUCUGCGUCUUCGUAAACUUAAUGGUACACAACUCCAAAGUAUUCCUUCCUCAUUUGUACUGCAGCCGAAUGUUUUUAACGAGGCAAUCGGGACAAACGGUCUCCCAGUCAAACGAUUUCCCUACUGCUCCCUGCCAUAUCCUCGACUUCCUUUGAAGGUUCCAGAGCUUGUUCAGACUCAAACCUGUGAACAUCCCACUGUAAGAUCCGAUUUUUACGAUACUGUUGUUGUACAUAUUUGUUACUUUUUUCACCGCCCAUGUUGUAUUUAGAAAAUAAAAAUAUUGUUCGCAUCUCA
Molecule: messenger RNA, 2289 nt
Organism: Schistocerca americana (American grasshopper)
Lineage: Eukaryota; Metazoa; Arthropoda; Insecta; Orthoptera; Acrididae
Product: cuticle protein 16.5-like
Exons: 1
Source: RefSeq, a predicted model, not a curated record